Molecule: messenger RNA, 3435 nt
Organism: Closterium sp. Naga37s-1
Lineage: Eukaryota; Viridiplantae; Streptophyta; Zygnematophyceae; Desmidiales; Closteriaceae
Source: the annotation of a GenBank genome assembly
AUGCCCCGCCGUACGGAAGCAGGCCGUACGGGUCAAAAGACGCGUACGAAGGGCGAUCGUACGGCCGAGAUCGGUACAAUUCCGGCGGGAGUGACGGGGAGCGCAGACCUGCGGGGAGGGCUCUUGGGCGUGGGCGAGGGCGGGAGGGGGGAUGGGCAGGGGAAAGAGGCGGGCGCGGAGAAGCAUGGGGUGGGGAACGACGCGGGGAGGAAGGAAGGCGUGCGGAGAGGGUUCCCACGGAGGCCAGGGGGCGGGGGAGAGCAUGGGGCGGAGGACGAGGUGGGCGCGGGGCGCGAGGCGGGAGGGGGGAGAUAUGGGGGACGAGCUCCAGAGGACGCGGGGAAGCAAGGGGGAGCGGGAGGGGAGAGAGGGGAAGAGCGGCGAAGGCGGGCGGAGGAGGGGGAGGAGGAGGAGGUGGAGGAGGAGAAGCCUUUGCCACGGGCAGCUGCAGGCAAGAGUUUUGAAGACAAGGGUUUUGCAGCCAGGAGUUUUGCUUCCGCUGAUAGCACACCCUUGGAAACGGGCGCGAGGGGUUUACGAGGGGAGCUGCGCCAGGGUCUAAAGGAGGGUUUAAAGGAGGGUUUUGAGGGGAUUGAGGGGGAGGGGAGCGGGGAGGAGUGGCGGAGGCGGAAGGUGGGGUGGCUUGCGCGGGAGGUGGCAGCGGUGGUGCCGAGUGCGCUGGUGCGGCUGCUGAACGCUCAGAAGCAGUGGAUGAAUAUGGGCGACCUAAACGCUGUAGUGGGGAGCCUUAUAGCGAGGAAGGAGGUGGUGCGCGGGAUACGGGUGGCAGCAGUGGUGCCAAGUGCGCUGGUGCGGCUUCUGAACGCACAGAAGCAGUGGAUGCGCAUGGACGACCUGAACGCUGUAGUGGAGAGCCUUAUAGCGAGGAAGGAGGUGGUGCGCGGGAUACGGGUCUUCCAGUGGGCGCUGCAUGCGCCCUUAAAAUGUCUUCCAGUGGGCGCUGCACGCGCCCUUCUUCUCCCCCUCCGCCUCCCCCCCCAUCCUCUCCGCCCUCCUCCUCCCCGCGGCCGCCCAGGGGAAGAUCCGCCACAUGCUCCCCCUCCUCUCCUCUGUGCCCCUCUCUCCCUUUCUCUCAUCCAGUCCCCCAUCCCCUUCCCCUCUCCCUCCCCCCCCCCCGCCCCAUUUUCUGCCCUUGUUGUCCCUCUCCUGGACUUGCCCCGUUCCCCCCGUUCCCCCCAACAGGUCUUCCAGUGGGCGCUACAUGCGCCCUUCUUCUCCCCCUCCGCCUCCCCCCCCAUCCUCUCCGCCCUCCUCCUCCCCGCGGCCGCCCAGGGGAAGAUCCGCCACAUGCUCCCCCUCCUCUCCUCCGCGCUCCCCCAGGGUGUUUCGCCAUCUCGCCCUGCUUUUGAAGGGGUAAUCCGGUCGUUGCUCCUCGCCGCAAAACGGGCGGAGGAAUGGAAAUGGGAAGGGGGGAAGGGAGGGGCGCGUGGGGGGAAGAGCGGGGGGAAACGGGGAGGGGGAAGGGCAGGGGGGAGAGGAAGGGGAGGGGAAAGUGGAGUCGAGGAGGAGGGGGAUGGGAUUGGGACGAGAGGCAUGGGGAGGAGGAUGAGGGAGGAGAUGGUGAGACUGGAGGAGAGUGCAUGGGAGGUGUAUGGUAUGAUGCAUGGCUUGGGAGGGAGCUCGCAAACAGCGCUACCACUACCAUCAGCAGAGGGACAAACGCCCCAAGCAGCAACCAACCCCCUCGCAGACUCCAUACCCUCCUCUCCCUCCUAUCCCUCCUCCCCCUCCUCCCCCUCCUCCCCCUCCUCCCCCUCCUAUCCCUCCUCUCUCUCAUCUCCCUCCUCCCCACCUUCCUCGAAGCUUCUCUACGAGCUAUAUGACGCGUUCAGCCGCCCAUCCGCCCGCGGCCGCCACGUCAGCAAGCUGGAGCAGCUACUUAAAGACCUAUCAUCCAUAGGAGCCCCAAUAACCCCCCUCAUGCACUCGCGCUUAGCACAGCAGCUCGCCUGCCUGGGAGAUAUCGACAAAGUCGACGCGCUUUUAGCUAAGAUGCGAUUAGCUAAGCUCCCGAUACCAGCUGCUGCUCUAGAAGCCGCUGUGAUUGCUUGUGCUCGGGCGUACCACUCGCAGGGUCCUCUCGGGCAGCAGGGAAAUUUUGGCCCAGGCGGCAGAGAAGUGUUUGGGGUGCUGACGGGCCUGCCUGAGCGGGCAGCGAGGGGAGUGAGGGAGGUGGAAGAGGCCGGGUCCGGCGCCGGACCGGUGCGGCAGGCUCGGCCAAGCCUGCGGGCGUAUAAUGUGUAUGUGGAGGCGUUGAGUGGGGCGGGAGAGGUGGAGGCGGCAGAGGGUGUGGUGAGGGAGAUGGGUGAAUGGGGCAUGAGGCCACUAACGAAGGGGUUCAAUGCGGUGCUGAGGAUGCAUGUGAGGCUGGGCAUGGGUGUUGAUGCUGGUUCGCCGGAUUUGCCAGCAGCAGUACCAUCAGCAGCAUCACCACCACCAUCACCACCAGCAGCAGCAGCAACACCACCAUCAGCAGCAUCACCAGCAGCAGCAGCAGCAGCAGCAGCAGCAGCAGCAGUAGCAGCAGCAGCAGCAGCAGCAGCAGCAGCAGCACCAUCACCAUCGGCGGCAGCAGCAGCAGCAGCGAGGGAUGCAGCAGUGCGUGUGUUCACUGAAAUGGCUGCCUUUGGAUGCCCCGCCAGCACUGAGGCGUGCAACCUGCGCCUGCAGACGCACCUGCUGGCACGUGACUGGCAGGGCGUGUGGGAGCUGUAUGGCGGGAUGAGAGGCGCUGCAGAGGGGGGUCGCACGUAUGACCUGCUGCUGCUGGCUCUGGCAGAGGCUGGGGAUGUGGGGGGGGUGGAGAGAGUGUAUGAGGACAUGCUGAGAGAGGGGGUGCGCGGUGGGGUGAGGAAGGGAGGAGGGGAGGGAGAGGAUGGUGAGGAGGGCGAGGAGGGAGAGGAGGGUGAAUGGGAGGGAGAGCGUGAGAAUGAGGUGGAGGAGGCUGGUGGUGGGAUAUUUGGGGCCGUCAGUAGAAGGGGAGAGGGAGGAAAGGUGAGAGUGGAAGGUGCGGAGGGGAGUGAGGGUGAGAAGGGAGGAGGAGGGGUGGUGAGGGCGAGGAGGUUCAGCCUGCAGGGGCGAGUGAGGGAGGCGGUAGAGCGACUGCUGGGGGUGGAUAGAGUGAGAAGGGACGAAGCAUGGGCUGCUGCUGUGGCAGCCCGAGGGGGAUCGGCAGCAGCAGCAGCAGCCUUCUUUGGAGGAGCAACAGCAGCAGGAGAAGGAAGAGGAGGAGGAGGAGGCGGCAUGGGUGGCACGGGGAGAGGCUGGGAGACGGGAGUACCAGGGGAGGGGGAUGUGGCGAUGGGUCUCAGGCUGACGAGGGAGCAGCGGCAGGUGCUGGUGGGGGCUCUGCUAGCAGGGGCAGAGGUGGAGAGUGCAGAUGGUGGCGUGUCGUACUCGAUAAGAUUCUCCUAG